GAGCCCGCUGGCAGUAGGAAAAGCUUCCAACACACAAUCCACAACACAGCUUGGGAACCAAGAAAGCUCCGGAUCCAGCCACUCAACCCAAGCAUGGGGCAACCACCGGCAUUGCCUCCUUGCAAAAAAGAGGAGGAAAGCAACGUGAUCCGUGUUUAACAAAAGAAUGUGUGGACGGGAGGCGGGAGGGUAACUACCUACCUGCUGAAAGCGAACUUUCUUGAUAUCCGUGCAUAUAUAUAAGCUCGGCCCAGCCUUUGAUGUUCAGCAACUGAUCACUGAUCAGAUUACAGGCAUUUCAUCUCCCUGCUCGUCUGUCUUUGAUCUGCAUGGUUAAUUUCAUUUUCCUGGAUUUGAAGUUUCGUCCGGGCUUGUGCUGACACACAUUUUUGGGAAGGUAGAAGCAUUUGGCAUAGAAGUGCUGCCAAGGAGAAACCAGGCUGCCGAAAGGAAUUCUUCAGGAUAAAUACAUUUGAUAAGAGCAAUGGCUUUAAAAGUACUACUAGACCAAGAGAAAACAUUCUUCACCAUUACACUUUUACUAGGCUGUUUGUCAUGUAAAGUGAUUUGUGAAACCGGAGACUGUAGACAACAAGAAUUCCGGGACCAGUCUGGAAAUUGCGUUCUCUGCAAACAGUGUGGGCCAGGCAUGGAGUUGUCUAAGGAAUGUGGCUUCGGCUAUGGGGAGGAUGCACAGUGUGUGACAUGCCGGCCGCACAGGUUCAAGGAGGAUUGGGGCUUCCAGAAGUGCAAGCCCUGUCUGGACUGUGCACUGGUGAACCGCUUUCAGAAGGCCAAUUGUUCAGUCACCAGCGAUGCCAUCUGCGGGGAUUGCCUGCCAGGAUUUUAUAGGAAGACUAAACUUGUUGGUUUUCAAGACAUGGAAUGUGUGCCUUGUGGAGAUCCCCCUCCUCCCUACGAACCACACUGUACCAGCAAGGUCAACCUCGUGAAGAUCGCAUCCACGGCCUCCAGCCCUCGGGACACAGCCCUGGCUGCAGUCAUCUGCAGUGCUCUGGCCACUGUGCUGCUGGCCCUCCUCAUCCUGUGUGUCAUCUACUGUAAGAGACAGUUCAUGGAGAAGAAACCCAGUUGGUCUCUGAGAUCACAGGACAUUCAGUACAAUGGCUCUGAACUGUCAUGCUUUGACAGAACUCAGCUCAGUGAAUAUGCUCACAGAACAUGUUGUCAGUGCCACCAGGACUCUGCCCAGACCUACGGGCCUGUCCACUUGAUCCCAUCCUUGUGCUGUGGUGAGGCCUGCGGUACUGACCGGGCGGCGCUUGGUUGUGGGGUGCAUUCCAGGGCCACCCUUCCAGAGAGAAAUGCAGUGCCACUCGGGGAGACCAUGCCAACUUUCUUCGGGUCCCUUUCAAGGUCCAUGUGUGGCGAGUUUUCGGAUGCCUGGCCUCUGAUGCAAAAUCCCAUGGGUGGUGACAACAUCUCUUUUUGUGACUCUUAUCCUGAACUCAAUGGAGAAGAUAUUGAUUCUCUCAAUCCAGAAAACAAAAGCUCAACGUCUUUGGAUUCAAGCAGUUGUCAAGAUCUUGUUGAUGGAGCUGUUUCAAUUCAAGCUCUUUCUGGAAACUUCACAGAAACUGCUGAUUUAUCUAGACAUAAGGACACAGUGGCAGAAUCAGCACUAACUCAGGAUGCACUAACUACUGGAAGCCAGCUAGAUCCGGAGGGUGGAGAUACUGUGCACCCCACCACUCCCAUAUCCCUCCAGGAAGCCUAAAGGCUGUGCUUCUUCCUGCAGUGGAAGUGUGUGUCUGGAACCCAAAGGGCACCGCUCUGUUAGGCUUAUGGACUGAGCAGUCUGGACCCUGCACAGCUUCUGGAGAAAAAAUAAAGCUGAACCAAACUGAUGGCAUUUUAAGCCUUUCAACUAGUUGCGUCUGAGCCAGACCAGCUGUAAGCCGAAACCUCAAUGAGAAGCAAGGAAAGCCUCUAGGCAGACUUAUGAUUAUUUGCAUCUUCCCGAAACCAGAAGUUUCCCAUCUACAUGAACAACUUCAAAGACUGGUGGGUUAAGAGCAGCCUAUGAGAUGAUGGACACAUAACAAGAUACAGCCAGGUGUUCAUGCUCAUUUUCAUGGUGAAUGUGGUCUAACAAGACUGAAGACCCAGAGUUCCCAUUGUCACUGACAUUUUCUUUCCAGGAAUAAUUUCACUUAGCCUGUAAUUCUGCUAAAAGUACAUGUCAGAUUCUUUACAUUAGUUUUUAUGUAGAAUGGGUUUGAAAUUUAGUAUUUCUGUUGAAUAAGGUAACUUUUUCAUCAUCUAAAACUGAUUAGCUUAGGUGGUUAAAAUUGACUUUGUAACACCUGUCUAAAUCUUGGUUGUAUUAGAUGCAGUUAACUGACCAGGAAUCAGAAAACAGCUCUUUUCCAGAAUAUCACUUCUAACCUCAGCCUCUGUCACAUGGACACCUUCUGGUGCUGGUAGGAGAAAGGACCUGAGUUACUGUGGUCAGCAGAAGGUGGCCCAUCACCUUGGCAUCAAAACCACUUAACGUGCAUAACCUAGACACUUGGAUGCACAAGUUAAAUUCAUUGAUACUCAUGUUAAAUUCCUUAAUGUGGAACCAUUUGUCAUAUCUGUCUGUAUGCCUGAGCUGAAAAGUUUCAGGAUUUCUUUUAUAAAAAGAGGAUAUUUCUAAACAUGGUGAUCUUGUAUUUGUAUUGUAUCUUACAUUAAAGGUUUUGACCAUCUCAGCAUAUAAGGUUCCCCUGGCUACUGAAGUACUCUUCAAUGAGAACACACUACACUACAUAGUAGUGUAAAAAAGGAGAAAAGUCCGUAACUGGCACUGUGUGGUUUGACCAGAACUCUGUGGUUGUCCCUCUAAUAUUACUUCUGAGGUUACACAUAAAAUCUCUCAUUUUAGCCAGAUAAUAUUGAAUUUAAAAGUCUGGUGCUUCCAUUAAGGUGCUCCAUAUUCUAUCACCUUAGUAUUUACAAACUGGCAUUAUCUCUAGGGCUAAGAAAGAAACAAAACCAGUUCAGUCAAGAAGCAGUGGAUAGCUCAUUUGCUCCUAAUCUUAAAUACCCUAGAACCUUAAUUGAGCAGGAUUUUUUUCCCUGUUGCAAGAUUCAUAAUCAGAUCUGGCCUUCAUUAGCUGUCACAUUUACACUUAAAAAGUAAAUAGACCUUUGAACAUCAGUGUGUUAGAGUGCACUGAAAAAUCUGGGUAUUGCCCUGCUCAAAAUCAAGGUGAGGUAAAAACCUAACAUUUAAGUUGAACAUUAAAAUUAAUCUGUCUUUUCUAGGUCAGUUUUGUCUUUAUCAUUUUAUCAUAUUAUCAUUUAUUUACCCCAACAUUUUCUUUCUUUGUAAGACAUUAGUAAAAUUUAAGGAGCGAACCCUCUUCCCUGUGGCCAUUUCUCUAUUCAUAGUUAGGUUCUGACAUGGGUAUAUUAGCAGCCUGUGUCUGUUUCUGCUCAUGACUUCAAUUCUUUUAUCCAAAAUAGGAAAUCAGACUGUUUCAUGAUAACCCACGGUUAUUCAUAUUUACCUAGUGCCAGGUCAUAACCAAUGGAUUUUCUUUUUUUGUUCCUGUUGUAGCAUAAGCCAGUGGUUCUUAAACUUUGGUAAUCACCAACUCUUAUGAAAAUUGCCCUUAGGAAAUUCUUGUAAAUUAUUUAGGAUUUGGCCACAAGACAUCUACGAAAACGCAAGUCUGAUUUCCUUGAGUGGCUUCGUGUAGUUCACAGAUGUGUGCCUUUGUUUGCAAUUCGAUCAUCUCUGUUAUGACAGGGAUGAUCAAAGUAGGCAGGGUUGUGUCCCUUUGUGUAACCUGAAUAUAUUUUCCAUAUGGAGAGCCCUGAUUAACUUCAAAGACAGAUGCCUGCUGAAGAAAGCCAGACCGAUGGGAAGGAGACUUUGGCCUAAAUAAUCAAACAUCACUUUUGAUCCGUAAAGGUUGAAAAUUGAUUUCAUUUGAUUCUGCAUUUGAAAAAUCUUGGGUUAUUUUUGUCAAGAUGAAGACAUCUGACCACCACCACCAACUCUAGAAAUAUACAACAAUGUUAGAUUUUGCAUUCUUUGUAAACAAUUGAGAAAAAAAAUACAAUUUGCAUUUGACAGUGUUGGAAUAUCCUACAACUUUCAAUAAGCUCAGUUGCUGAAGGAGAAACGUGGUCCAGCGGGUAUCAGUGCUAUUUUCCUUGCUGUGGAAGCUCAUGACAAGAAUGAGACAAGGGUUUCAAGCACAACCAAGUCAAGUCAUGGAUUUUCUACUUUUGUGUAUAUGGAAUAUAUUUUUUAAAUAUAGAUUUUUCUACUUUAGAUCAAGUGUUGCUAUUAGGUUAAGCACCGUUGUUGGUGCUAGUAAAGAAAAAAAAAAACCAUCACUGCUUUAAGAUAGUUUGAAUCAAUUUAGGUUUCAUUACUGUUUUACAAACUAGAAUUUAUAAAUUUGUAAAUUAUCAUUUUCCUAUACAAAUAGUUUUGUAAUACUUUUUUAUUUGUGAAUAAAAUCAAUACUUGUUAUUCUUA
Messenger RNA from Sciurus carolinensis (gray squirrel), 4501 nucleotides. It is a transcript of the gene Tnfrsf19, whose product is annotated as TNF receptor superfamily member 19. Gene Ontology annotation, cellular component: plasma membrane. Gene Ontology annotation, biological process: positive regulation of JNK cascade; positive regulation of canonical NF-kappaB signal transduction. Gene Ontology annotation, molecular function: signaling receptor activity; protein binding. Bases 485 to 1738 code for a protein of 417 amino acids. The record is from RefSeq and is a predicted model, not a curated record. NCBI's taxonomy places the organism in Eukaryota, Metazoa, Chordata, Mammalia, Rodentia, Sciuridae. The transcript is spliced from 10 exons.